AUGACUGAAAAGCUCACCUGGUUCGUGACGGGCUGUUCCUCUGGCAUGGGGGAAUGCCUGGUCCGGGCAAUUCUUGCGGCGGGUGAUCAAGUGAUUGCAACAGCUCGAGCGCGAAACACAAAUGCUCUUGAUCGCCUAACUCCACUUCAAGAUGCAGGAGCCGCUGUGAUGGAGCUAGACGUCACAGCAACAGCAGAAGUGCUCAAUGCUAAAGCUAAAGAAGCAUGGGCAAUAUACGGAAAAAUUGACGUCCUUGUCAACAAUGCUGCCUACAUUGAUGCGGGCGUAUUCGAAGAGAUCGAUGAAGCAUUCCUGACCCAGGCCAUCCGCAGCAAUGCCCUUGGUCCUCUCAAUCUUACACGUGCCUUCCUCCCGUACAUGCGGAGUAGGCGGACUGGGGCUAUUCUUUUCAUGUCAUCCGUGGGUGCUUACUACGGUGCACCUGGUGCUAGCGCAUACUCAGCCUCGAAGGGUUUACUUGAAGGACUAGUGCCUAAUCUCAGUCUGGAAAUCGAGCCAUUUGGUCUCCGAACUUGUAUGAUCACGCCUGGCUACUUUCGUACUAGUGUUAUGACGCCAGGCAAUAUUCUGUACCGAGCACCGAACCCAUUGCCGGAAUAUGCGGAGAUGAAUCAGUUAAUCAAGGCGGGUUGUAAUGCUGCGGACGGGAACCAGCCCGGGGAUCCUCUCGAAGCGGCUAAUUUGAUCGUGGAUGCCGUCAAAGGUCAGGGUCGAUGCAUUGGCAAAGAACUUCCCUUCAGGCUUCCAAUAGGACCCGAUGCAAUAAGUGCGAUAAGAGAGAAUUCCCAGGCAAAGCUAAGGAUCUGUGAUGAGUGGGAGGAUAUUGCAUCUGCUACUAAUUUUUAA
Messenger RNA from Penicillium expansum, 867 nucleotides. RefSeq names its product SDR family oxidoreductase. The record is from RefSeq and is a predicted model, not a curated record. NCBI's taxonomy places the organism in Eukaryota, Fungi, Ascomycota, Eurotiomycetes, Eurotiales, Aspergillaceae. The transcript has 3 exons. The coding region runs from base 1 to 867 and encodes 288 amino acids.